Molecule: messenger RNA, 2289 nt
Organism: Colossoma macropomum (tambaqui)
Lineage: Eukaryota; Metazoa; Chordata; Actinopteri; Characiformes; Serrasalmidae
Product: calcium-activated potassium channel subunit beta-4-like
Exons: 3
Coding region: 350-1018 (222 amino acids)
Biological process (GO): potassium ion transport; detection of calcium ion
Cellular component (GO): membrane; voltage-gated potassium channel complex
Molecular function (GO): calcium-activated potassium channel activity; potassium channel regulator activity
Source: RefSeq, a predicted model, not a curated record
GAAAAAAUUACGUUUAAGCCGAGAGAGCUUUGGUCAAGGGCCACGUUUAUCCAGAACCCUGUGCUCUUUCUGCCUAAGAGGCUUACCUAAUCCCGCGUGCAGCGUCCAGCCUCUUGGCAAAAUCAAAAUCUGGACGGACUGUUGUGAUAUGAAACAGGAAUAACGCGUGUAACAGGGAGGGGGUGGGGGAGCAACUUCUAUCCACCCUCACCGACCGACGGCACGAUAUUCACUGUAAGGCAACGUUUUACUACAGGAGUUAGAUGCGGCGCGAGGCAAGUUGUGGGCGAUCAUAGCCGAACCCCCGGUGCAGCGCAGCGCCGGGGAGCAGCCCUUUCCUCUCGGUUUUAUGAACCUUUUUAUGCACGCUUACCCGAGAAGACCGAUGGCUAAGAUUAGGGUCUCGUACGAGUACUCGGAGGCGGAGGACAAGAGCAUCAGGCUCGGACUGUUCCUGAUCGCGUGCGGCAUCCUGUCGCUCUUCAUCCUUUGCUUCUGCUGGCUGAGCCCCACCUUGCAGAGCAUGCGGAGCAAGCCGGCCAACUGCACGGUGAUCUCCGUGAGCUGUCUUGAGGAGCGCUUCGAGUGCGUGUUCACGUGCGGCGCCGACUGCAAGGGCACGUCGCUCUAUCCGUGCCUGCAGAUCUUUGUCAACAACUCCGAGUCCAACUCGGUCGCGCUGCUGCACUACGAUGAGCAACAGCUGGUGCUCAACCCCAAGUGUUCCUACGUUCCCAAAUGUGAGCGAGAUAACCAGAAGAUGCAACAAGACAUUCAAAGGCUAGAACAUUACUGGAGUAAAGAGGGUAAAAAUCAGUCAUUUACCUGCUUCUUCAACCCCCAGAGGAGGCCAGAUGAUGUGCUGUGGCAGCGUUCCCAUGAUGCUAGUGUGCUCCUCCACUGUGUGCUGUGGCCAAUGGUUAGUCUGUUGGUGGGAACACUCAUUGUGGUUCUCACGGUCUGUGCUCGUUCUCUGGCCGUCCGAGCCGAAGCUAUCCAGAAGCGGAAGUUCUCCUAAGAAUCAGCACAGACUGAAGGACUUUUACACACACAUCGACUUCCAUUUGGCUUCUGAGGUGCACCUUCUCAUGGCUCUCGCUUCCUGCAAUGCUGUGGAGCUGUGAUUGCCGAACGCGGGGCAUUUUGUAUGUUGGACUUAAACCCAGGAAGCAUGGUGAGUGAUGGUGACAUGUAGCCUUGGUAAAUCUUAAUUACUGGGCCUAGUCGAGGACAAUCUCGUAAACUUUUCCUAGGACUAGAAGCACACAUGCAAAUGCUUGUCGGUUUACUUUGUCUUUGAUUUGUGCCUCAUCACCUGGUUUGAUUUUGCUGGAGUUCAUCCAACAAAAUAAAAAAUGCUGUUUUUAAAUGAUAUUUGUGGUUAUAUCUAUUAAGGCCAUAGAAAAACUUAGUAUAAACAGCAGCUUCACUGUCUCUUCUGUCUCAGUUGCUGAUAGUGUCCUGGUAUUUCGUUUUCAUUCCGCUUUGGUGUUUGUGUGCUAGCUUCUUUUCCUUUUCACCUCUGUGAUGUGCCAUUUAUGUCACUGUAGUACUUAUUGCAAGCAAUCAGUGGCAUGGUGGGAUGCUUUACGUAGCAUUUGCUAAUGUAGCAAGAAAUAUUUUGUGUACUGAGCAGCUAUGUUUUUGGGCACCUUCCUCUACCUCAUUCAUGUUUCAUGCAUGGCCAAACAUGUCAUUAAAAAUCUCUAAACUCAACUAUGUUAUGAACUCAAGCGAGUGUAAUACCAUUUUCUUGUAGUAGCCAAUGGUCUACCUUAUAUUCUAGCCAUAGUGCGAGGCUUCUUAAAAGCUAGACACAGGAUAUGUAUGAGCAAUAUUGUGAUUUAUUACUUUUUUGUGGGGGGGGGAUUUUUACAAAGUUGUUUUUACAAUUGCUUGAACACAAGACACUCCAUAGUGUUCCAUACCUCUAAAUACAAAUCUCAAGACUGUAGACCAGUUUCAUCAAUGUCUGUCAAAAUCAAACCCAACUUUUUCAAAGAAAGCCAAUGGAGUGGCACAAUGGUGAUAUGGUAUAUAUAUUUAAAGCGCACUAGUUUUAUUAGCGUUGGCUCCAGUUUAGAUAUUUUUUUUCCAUUAUACAUUACCUUUGAGUAGAUAUAUUUGUACUACAGCAUUGUAGACUUUCCAGCCAUAAGCUACCACUCCUGUAACCUGCAGUUGCCUUUAGCUGUCUUACAGUUACUAUACACGUAUCUUAAAUGUAUAUGUGCAUCCAACAUUGUAUGUAACCUAAAUGUGCAAAAAUCUUCUCUUCUCUGCUCUUCU